GAACAAGUACACAAUGAACAAAUCGAUGUAAGAGGUGUAGUGAAAGCAACCGAGCAAGUAGCACGAAAGUCGAAACUAUAAUCGAAGCCGAAACCGAAACCCGAAACCGAAAUGAAAUUUGAUUACAAGAGGAAAGCAAAAGGAGCCUAAAUAUCCAUGUCAGCACAAUCAAGUGGGGCCCACUCCGCCACCGCUACCAAACUUUCCGUCUCCUUUUUACCCCUCCCUCUGUUUUUCAUUUAAUUAUUUCCCAACUCCCACAUUCACAAUUUCUCUCUCUCUCUCCUCUCUCUCUCUCUCUCUCCGAUUCUGCAAAGGCUCUCACGUAUUAUCUAUUUGUAUAGGGAGGCCGCUCCAGUAGGAGCUUCAUUAACAGUGAUCGAGCAACUUUGUUUUCACGUUCGGAAUUUGGAGAUCCGUGAAGUUUCUCACAGCUAUUCAACAUAAUCAUUACCAACGAGAUGUCAUAUUUAUGCUGCUCUCAAAUAAUUUUGAUUGCCAUAUAUUCUUAUCCCCCCCACUGAAAGAGUUCAUUUCAUCUGGUUAUUUUGAUUAGUGACUGCAUUGACAAAAAUUGGUUAGCGGAGGUAUUCCGACAUGUCUAGUUUUGUCAAAAGUAAGAAUGCGUCGAAAAGUCUGUCAACUUCGUCUGGCCCUAAAUCUCAUGCACGUCAGCCUUUAAUAUCAUUAGCAUCGAAUAAGUGGGGAAUUGGAAAGGGAGCUGGUGGUCAGGUGGUGUUGUUUCUUAUAAAAACUGUUGCAUUGGAGGCUGUACGGAGAUUUUCAAGGGCCAAGUGUCCGGUUCUAUGGACUGGGCUGCAAGGUUUGCAAGUUCUUUGCUACCCCCCACUGAAAUGGAUUCAGCGCUGGAAUUGUUUCGGGUUCUUGGUUAAAGGAAUGCAGAUGAUAUCCCGUCCGCUAUUGGUUCUCUCGGUUGUGAAUGCCUUCACUGAUCCUUCAGACUGCAGUAAUUUUUUCUUCGAUGAUGACGAUAAUCCUCCUAGUGUUGCUGACACUCAAGUGGAUUCAGAAUCUUUCACAAGAUCCCCAUCUUUAGAGUCUAAUCUGAACAUGAGCGUUGGUGAUGAAAAUCCUCAAGGCCUUUUGUCUACAGACUGGAUGAACAACCUUUGUGAAGAGCUGGGAAAUCAGGGUAUUACUUUGCAUGAAAGGUUUAACAAAGAGGAACUCCAUAGAUUUUAUGAAGCGGCAAAUGGUGAUCCAUCCAGCUUGCUAUCAUCUGUAAAGAAAACAAUACGUUGGAGGGAAACUUACAGAAUUCUCUCUGGAGAGGAACUUGAGAUGUGGUCAAAUAUGGUCUUCUGGCAUGGAUUAGAUGUGAAGAAUCGACCCUGUCUUAUUGUCCGUCUUGGCCUGGCUUGCACCAGCUUGCCAUCUCAUGAUAGACCUCGCUUUGCUCAGGCAGUUGUAUCUCAGGUGGAGCAUGGUGUCCUGCAUUUGGUGGAUGGAGAAAAUCAUCAAAUAUCUGUUUUACUGGAUUGUCAAGGGUUGUCUUCCUUGAAAUUUCCCAUGCAGACGAUGAAAUAUUGUUGUAAUCUCUUGCAAGAUCACUUCCCUAAUGUUUUGGGGAGCUUAGUUGUCAUACGGCUUCCUUCAGUUGUUCGUGUUAUUGCUCAAACACUUAUACAAGUUCUGAAACCAGCCACCAAGAAGAAGCUAAGAAUCGAAGGUGGGGCGUAUCAAAAAGUUAUCUCCGAGUGUUUUCAAACACUUCCAUCGUAUCUCGGUGGAGAAUGCACUUGUACAAGAUGUACCAAAUUUGACACCGACAGUUUGCCGCAAAUUUUGGAUAGUCCGACCAGCACUAGAGAGUCAUCGGUUUCAGACAUAGUCGUGGCUGAGGAUUUCCCAUCAGUGCCAACUACUCUUCAGUAUGAUGAUGUGAACACAGACGGUUACUUCAGUCGAGCAUUAAGGACUGCUGUUAUAGGCAUUCUCAUUGUCUGGGUAUUGAUUGCUUUUCUUGAGGGAUUAUACGAUCCCGAAAGCCGUCCGACUCUACACAUGUGAUGCAUGAGAACUGUUUUUCUUCAUCUCUGCGGUGGUGAUAUUUUCUCAAGAAAGCCUGGGGCAUCAUGCAUCAAGGUAAUAAUAAUAUUUUUAUACUUGGUAACUAUACAUGUUUUGUUGAUUCGGUCAAGUAUUUGAAAGACGUAUAAUGGAACAGUAAACUUCUCCUUCAGCCUAUGUUGUAUUUGUCCAUCUUGCUAGAAGAUAUAUGAUGCAGUUGCAGCUAUAUAUUAUGGUGUUUAAUAGUGAAAUGUGUAUGGUCUUUUGAAUUAAUUUAUAUAUUAAGGGCAGGCAUGCCCGAUGUUCCUAAAUUUUGUUAGUUUCCGGUCA
Molecule: messenger RNA, 2361 nt
Organism: Erythranthe guttata (spotted monkey flower)
Lineage: Eukaryota; Viridiplantae; Streptophyta; Magnoliopsida; Lamiales; Phrymaceae
Product: SEC14 cytosolic factor family protein / phosphoglyceride transfer family protein
Source: RefSeq, a predicted model, not a curated record